UGUGUGUGUGUGUGUGUGUGUGUGUGUGCAGGCAUGGAAGAGAGUGGGUAAGACUGCAUUUAAAAUGAUUCUAUCUUUGUGUCUGUGGUCAUUACUGCAGCGUGGACGUUAGUGAGCUGUUUACAUGAGAUCUUAAUAAUGCAGAUGUGUUUUUAUCUUCUUCUUCUUCUCCACGUCACUGCAGGCUGCAGUCUGGAAGGAAAUAAAUACUUAAGAGAAAUCGCUGCAUACACAGGAGGCUCAGUACUGCUGCCCUGCUCCUGCACUGACCUCCAAACCACACCUGAGACAUUCACAUGGGAGAAAUACACAUGGAAAGUGGAAAAGAUAUCUCCUGAGAGCGAGAAGUACAACGAGAGAUUUCAGCUGGUUAAUGAUCACUCUUCAGGAAAUCUCUCUCUGCUCAUAUCAAACCUGACUGAAAAGGAUGGAGGAUGGUACAGGUGUAUUGUUAAAGGGAGUCAACACAGAGACAUCAGACUGACUGUUCAAGGUUGCACACUGAAUCUACAGACAGAGAUUGUGACUGGAUACGUGGGACAGUCUGUCCUUCUGCCCUGCUCCUGCUCUGAACUACAAGCCAAACCACACACUUUCACAUGGACGUAUUUAAAUGGUUCUGCUCACAAAGAAAUCUUCCCAAAGGACCAGACAAAUCUCUACACAGACAGAGUUCAGCUCUUUAAUGAUCAUCUUCCAGGAAAUCUCUCUCUACUCAUAUCACCUCUGACUGUAGAGGAUGGAGGAUGGUACAGGUGUAAGAUCAGGAACAGAAUCUCAGAUGUCCAUCUCACAGUAAGAGAGCAUCUUCCCUACGUCCCCUUCGCUGUAGUGACUGUGUUUAUUCUGCACAUUAUCGUGGCUGUGGUCUAUUACACCACCAGAAAGAAAGGUCCUGAAACAGUUCAUUACAGCAGAGCUGAUGGAGAUGGAGCAGUGAGUCUGUAGUUGAGAACUCAAUGAGCUGAUCCAUCAAUAAAUUAAUAAAGAGAGUUGUUCAGAAAUAGUCUUGCUUAAAAACACUUCUCUAAAUACUGUCACUUCAUUUUUAUUCACAUUUUGUUCUUUUCAGCCCUUUUAGACUUUCAGCUUUCCAUUUGAUGCUGAAUAAUAUUUUAACUAAAUGACAGAAUGUGUGUUUAGAUUUAAAAGUGUAUCAUUUACAGUUUUAUAUCAGACACUCACAUGCUUUUGAAGCCUGCUUCAUCUCAUCUCAUUAUCUCUAGCCGCUUUAUCCUUCUACAGGGUCGCAGGCAAGCUGGAGCCUAUCCCAGCUGACUACGGGCAAAAGGCGGGGUACACCCUGGACAAGUCGCCAGGUCAUCACAGGGCUGACACAUAGACACAGACAACCAUUC
This is a messenger RNA of Neoarius graeffei (lesser salmon catfish), 1358 nucleotides long. RefSeq lists its product as uncharacterized. The coding region runs from base 139 to 948 and encodes 269 amino acids. Gene Ontology annotation, biological process: T cell costimulation; negative regulation of T cell proliferation; immune response. Gene Ontology annotation, cellular component: external side of plasma membrane. The record is from RefSeq and is a predicted model, not a curated record. NCBI's taxonomy places the organism in Eukaryota, Metazoa, Chordata, Actinopteri, Siluriformes, Ariidae. The transcript is spliced from 5 exons.